Molecule: messenger RNA, 1633 nt
Organism: Cucurbita pepo subsp. pepo (vegetable marrow)
Lineage: Eukaryota; Viridiplantae; Streptophyta; Magnoliopsida; Cucurbitales; Cucurbitaceae
Biological process (GO): Golgi vesicle transport
Cellular component (GO): membrane
Source: RefSeq, a predicted model, not a curated record
GGUGCUUGGGAAUGGGUUGGUUUGAAUUUGGUUGAAUUUAGAGAAAGGGUUGAUUUUUAAAGGAGGCGAUAAGAUGACAAGCGGCGUCGAGUUAAGGGAGUUGAUCGAGCUACGCGGUUGUUUCCAUCGCCGGAAAGUUGAUUUCUGUCGACCACGCGCUUUGUUGUCCCCAAAAUCUCGUCUGCCUUCUGCACCUUAUUAAUUCCACGCGCCGCUGCUUCUUCUCCUCUUCCUCAUUUUCCUGCAUUUUUUUUUUUCUAAUCUAAACUCUUUCUACUUCCCUACUCUGUCCCAGAUUGGCUUAGGGGUUUUCGUUUUCUUUUCUUUCGAUUCUUGUGCAAACGAAUAUGGCUUCGAGUUUCGAUCGCUGGGAAAAGGAUCCGUUCUUCUCAGCCGCCGAGGAAGUUCAAGAAUCUGCCGACAGAAUGGAAUCAACGUAUAGAACGUGGGUACAUGCCACGAAAGAUGCAUCCAGCAUUUGGAACUGUGAUGAGAUCGGUAGAGAUUUACGCACUGCUCUUGGCACCACAAAAUGGCAGUUAGACGAGUUCGAACGUGCCGUGAAAACGAGUUAUGUUAAUAGCACGAACGAUGAUGCGAGAGAUAGACACCGGGAGUUUGUUGUAGCAAUUGAGGAUCAGAUUUUAAAAACUCAAAGUUCAUUACAAGACUUUUCUCAAUCAAAGGGAGAAUCCUCAAUGCCUUGGAUGCAGCUGGAUGAAGGUGAAAGCAACGAGCUUGCGUUGUUUCUUUCGGGACCUUCAGUAGGAGAAGACAAAACCGUUAACAAUGUUGUUAGUGAUGAUGAAAAUCCACAAGGGACCGAUGAAGAAUCGGCACCAGCUUGUUCAAGUAAUUCUCAUGACUGUAUAGAGGAGAAGUCCCAUGGACACCGGAGGACUGCUAGUGCUAGUCCUGACAUUGGUUCCUGGAAGAUUGCAAUUUCUGGGGUUGAUUUCCAACAAUGUUCUCUAAGUGGACAACCCGAGAAACUUAUACGAAAGAUCCCGAGUGUUUCAGGGUUUUUAAAUGCUGUUGAGUCUGCAUCAAAAUUCAAGUGGCCAAAGAAUGCCUUUAGGAAGCUGAAACUAGUUGAUAGGCCUCAAGAAACUAGUUCGAUGUUGUUGCAAUCUCCUCAAUCAGCUAGGGGUAUAAUUGCUGGAUAUGAAAGAAGUAAGAGUUGCUUAGAUAGUUGUGAUGAUUUUUACGAUAAGCAACUCUAUGGCUGGUACGGAUCUAUUCAUAGACAGUUUCAAAGGUUUCUAUAUCAAAUGCAGUAUAGUCGGCCUGUUCAAGUGACGUUCUCAACGAUUCUCAUUAUCUCAAUCGUUCUGAUUGUUCUUCGUGUGCUAUGAGAAGCCAUUUUUCUUCACCAACUUGUAGUGUCAAGGACAAUGGAUAGCGACCGUGCCAAAGGCGAGGUAUCUUUGUUAAGCACAGGUGUGUUGUACAUUAAACUUUUUCUAAGAUGUAUGUAGCCAUAGUUGAACCUUGAAAAAUACUUGAAAGGCACUGUUUACCAAAUUCUAUUUUGCUGCUGAAGAGUUCAGGAUGUGUCCAGUCGGUAAUUUCUUGGUGUCACUAACUUAUUUGAUGUUUAUAAUCUUAUAUAAGUUGUACAAAUAUUGAGCUA